Messenger RNA from Brassica rapa (field mustard), 3135 nucleotides. RefSeq lists its product as uncharacterized. Gene Ontology annotation, molecular function: nucleic acid binding; RNA-DNA hybrid ribonuclease activity. Lineage: Eukaryota; Viridiplantae; Streptophyta; Magnoliopsida; Brassicales; Brassicaceae. The record is from RefSeq and is a predicted model, not a curated record.
AUGUCGGAUCCCCUCUCGGACGAAGGCCUGAUUCAUGAGAUCAAUGUUAAACUCUUGAAACAUUACAAGGAGGAAGAGGAAUUCUGGAAACAACGCAGUAGGAACCUAUGGCUAACAUUAGGAGACUCGAACACGGGCUAUUUUCAUGCGAUUACCAAGAUCAGAAAGGCAAAGAACAGAAUGUCAGUUCUAGAAGAUGAGGAUGGGAUACCUCAAUACGAAGAAGAACAGAUCUCAACAGUCAUCUGCAAGUUCUACUCUGAUCUCUUCACGUCAAACAAUUUUGAUGGAACGCAGACAAUCUCAAAAGCCCUGAAACCAUGCGUGAUCCAGAAGCAAAAUGAGGAUCUUAUUAAGAUUCCAACAACAGAAGAGAUCAAAGAGGCUACCUUCUCAAUCCAUGCAGAUAAAGCACCAGGGCCUGAUGGCUUUUCAGCUAGUUUCUUUCAAUCAAACUGGGAGGUGCUAGCCCCAGCAAUCACGAAGGAGAUUCAGAGCUUCUUCACCACGGGGACACUCGCACAGACAAUAAACAAAACUUAUGUCAGACUAAUCCCCAAGUCAUUGGAUGCAAAAAGAGUAGAAGAUUAUAGACCAAUUGCUCUGUGCAAUGUCUAUUAUAAGAUCAUCUCGAAGCUACUAUCUCUACGUCUAAAGCCAGUCCUAAGCUCAAUCAUCUCAGAAAACCAGUCAGCGUUUAUUCCAGGAAGGAUCAUCUCAGACAACGUUUUAAUAACCCACGAAGUUCUACAAUUCCUAAAGACCUCCAAAGCAGUCAAGAAAUGCACAAUGGCAGUGAAGACGGAUAUGUCGAAAGCAUACGACAGAGUAGAGUGGAAAUUCAUUGAACAAGUGCUGAGAAGACUGGGUUUCCAUGAAAUAUGGACUAACUGGCUACUACAAUGCAUCUCAACGGUUUCCUAUUCCUAUCUCAUCAAUGACACAGUGUAUGGUUUAGUACAACCUUACCGAGGAAUACGCCAGGGAGAUCCCUUGUCCCCAUAUCUCUUCAUUCUGUCCGGAGAGGUCCUUUCAGGCCUGUGCAGGAGAGCAGAACAGGAAGGCUCACUCUAUGGAAUCAAAGUGGCCCGGGGAUGCCCUAGAGUCAAUCAUCUGCUUUUCGCAGAUGACACAAUGUUCUUCACGCAAGCCUCAGCAAAAAGUAGCAGGGCCCUGAUGGCGAUACUUCACGAGUAUGGUAACGCAUCAGGACAACAGAUAAAUACAGCGAAGUCAGCGGUCACCUUUUCCUCAAAAACGCCACCUGAAGUCAAAGAAGCCACGAAAGUAAUACUCGGGAUCAGUAAGGAAGGGGGGCUUGGUAUGUAUCUAGGCCUACCAGAGCAUUUCGGGAGAAGAAAGAAAGAUCUUUUCACCUCAGUAGUCGACAGGAUUCGCCAAAGGGCAGUUAGUCUCUCCACAAGGCGCUUGUCGAGAGCAGGGAAGAUGACAAUGCUAAAGUCGGUCCUCACUGCAAUCCCAACCCACACCAUGUCGUGCUUCCAAAUCCCAGUCAGCCUCUGCAAAAGAAUUCAAAGUGUGUUAACGAGAUUUUGGUGGGACGGCCCAGAGGGUAACAAGAAAAUGUGCUGGGUGUCUUGGGACAAGCUAACUAAACCAAAAGCAGAAGGGGGGUUAGGCUUCAGAGACAUACAACUGUUCAACCAAGCUCUCUUAGCAAAAGUGGCAUGGAGAAUCAUCACAGUGCCUAAUUGCCUACUAGCCAGGAUACUAACAGGAAAAUACUGCAAAAAUCAGAGUUUCCUAAAUGUAGCUAACCCCAGUGUUGCAUCACAUGGAUGGAGAGGCAUUCUCUGGGGGAGAGAACUCCUAAAGGAAAAGCUAGGGAAGAGUAUUGGAAAUGGACAGACUACAAGAGUCUGGCAAGAUGUCUGGAUCUCUCUGGAUGAUCAAGUGAAACCGUGUGGUCCAAUUAAAGAAGCAGAUUUAGACCUUACAGUAGCAGACCUACUAACCACGGAACUACAAUGGAACACCAAGAGAAUCAAAGAGGUCUUACCAGAACUGGAGGCACAAAUAAAAGGCCUGCACCCGAGUGAACUUGGAGCAGAGGACAAGAUAAUAUGGCAACCACUCCCUUCUGGAGUCUACUCCACAAAAUCCGGGUACUAUGCGGCAACUCUGAAGACCCUACAGCCAACGACAAAUCCCUUUGUUCCGGAGGUGAACUGGAUCAAAGAUGUUUGGAUGGACUCGAUCUCCCCCAAGCUGAAGCUCUUCAUGUGGACAAUCCUCCACAACGCCUUGCCCUUAGGAGAGAAUCUGAAGCGAAGAGGCCUAUUAGUAAACACCAAGUGCCCAAGAUGCGAUGAGGAAGAAACUACAUUGCAUAUCUUCUUUGAAUGCGAUUUUGCUAAGAAGGUGUGGGAGUUGAUACCUCUGAAGAAUGCAGUUCACCUAGCUGCGGGGGAAACUUUCCACGGAGCGAUAAACAUCUUCAGGAGACUAGUCUGCCUUCCCCCUACUGGAAUUUCAGGAGACGUACUACCUUGGGUAUGCUGGAUUCUCUGGACCUCCAGAAACAACCUCAUCUUCGAGAACAGAAGAUUCUCACCUGAGGAAACAGCCACAAAAGGAUUAGCACUAGCGAGAGAAUGGAACGUAGCACAAAACAAAGAGAAAGCACCAAAGGAGGUACCCAAGAUCACGCACCAGAGGAAUCAACAAAAGGACGUGGGCCUAGACAGCAACGAGACCAUCAGAUGCACAACAGACGCGGCUUGGGAAAAAGACACCCAACGGGCAGGCUUGGCUUGGACUUUCGAAGGACAAGGACUCCCAGAUCGGCUCCAAGGCUCCGCGAUCCAACACUCCGUCAGCUCACCACUGAUUGCUGAAGCAGUAGCGAUGCGAUCAGCACUAAGGAAGGCCCUGGCUUUGGGUUUCCACAAGAUCAAGGCCUUCACCGAUAACCUAACGCUCGUCAGAGCAAUCAACAGCAACCUCCAGAGAAAAGAAAUCGUCGGCAUCAUCUACGAUAUACGCAUGAUUUCCUCUGAAUUUGCAUCUAUCUCUAUCUCUCAUUUUCCUAGAUCCGAAAACUUUCGUUCGGAUUCUUUAGCUAAGGCGACCAUUCGAUCGUCUCUUUGUUUCAACUCAGCUUUAGUGUUGUAA